This is a messenger RNA of Ilex paraguariensis (yerba mate), 300 nucleotides long. The record is from the annotation of a GenBank genome assembly. NCBI's taxonomy places the organism in Eukaryota, Viridiplantae, Streptophyta, Magnoliopsida, Aquifoliales, Aquifoliaceae.
AUGUCUGAAAAUCUAUUGCAGGGCAUCUUCCAAGCAUCCGAAAGAGUCUCGCAGUUCGUUCAAACCCAUUUGUCCCAGUUUAUUGGCCUCUCCCAUCACCCAUCACCCACUAAUGAUCGCCCUGGCUUUUCUCUCUCUUCAUCUCUCAAAGCAAACCUGUCAGACUCAAGCGCCGACUCUGCUAUUCUCCAACCAAAAGGCAUUCUCAAACAGGGGCAAUCUGCGACACCGGUGACUAAGGAAGAGCUUGGAAGAUCCACUUGGACUUUUCUUCACACUCUUGCUGCUCAGGUCAUCUAA